CCCCGCAAUGCCUGCUGGGAGGUCCCGUGCAGUGAUGACGAAGGGGAACCCCCCGGGGGGUGGCUGCCCCCCCCCGCCGACAUCCGCCGCCUCUAUGAGCUGCUGGCGGGGGGCGUGGCCUCCAACCCGGGGGGCGUGGCCUCGGCCGCGGGGGGCGUGGCCUCCACCCCCGGGGGCGUGGCCUCGGCCAAUGGGAGCGCCGCUUCAGCCGCGGGGGGCGUGGCUUCCAGCACGGGGGGCGUGGUUUCGGGCCCAGGGGGCGUGGCCUUGCCCUCGCUCCGCCUCCGGCCCCGCCCCCGCCGCCUGCCCACGCCGGAGCCGGACAGCGAGGAGGAGGAGGGGCCUGUGGGGCAGCCCCAGAGCGAGGGGGAGGAGGAGGAGAAGCCUCCUCCCCCCACUGAGUUUGACUUCGACGAUGACCCCACACCCCCAAAACCUGCUCUGAUUGACAGACCCAGAGCACCCGGCUCUGGGUCCCACGGUCGCCGGCGCGAGGCGCGGCUGGAGAAGGUCCUGUCUGACCUGCAGCGGCACCGGCGGCUGGAGGAGCAGAUCCUGAGGACAGGCAGGGACCUGUUCCCUGAGCCCCCAAGGCACAGGAAGGCGUGAGGGAAACGGGUGAAAAUGAGCCGAAAUCCGACAAAAUGAGGCGAAAAUCGUUGAAAAUGACCCAAAAAUCGUCAAGAACGACACAAAAAUCGUUGAAAAUGACCCCAGAAUUCUCGAAAAUGGGCCAAAAAUCGUCCAAAAUGAGCCAAAAAUGGAUGAAAAUGACCCAAAAAUCGUUAAGAAUGACCCAAAAAUCGUUGAAAACUACCAAAAAUGGAGGAAAAUGACCAAAAAUCGUUAAAAAUGACCCAAAAAUGGGAGAAAAUGACCCAAGAAUCAUUGAAAAUGAGCCAAAAAUCGUUGAAAAUGACCAAAAAUUGGGAAAAAUGACCCAAAAAUCGUUAAGAAUGAGACAAAAAUAGCUGAAAAUGAGCUGAAAAUCGUUGAAAAUGAGGCAAAAAUCAUUGAAAAUGACCCAAAAUCGUUGAAAAUGACACAAAAAUCGUCAAGAAUGACACCAAAAUGGCUAAAAAGGACCCAAAAAUCAUCAAGAAGAACCUGAAAAUGGCUAAAAAUGACCCAAAAAUGGGGGAAAAUGACACAGAAAUCGUCAAAAACGACCCGAAAAUGGCUAAAAACGGACUGAAAAUGGGUAAAAAUGGGCUGAAAAUACGGAAAAACGGACCCAAAAAUGGGGAAAAACGGACCGAAAAUGGCUAAAAAUGGACCGCAAAUGAAUGGAAACACACUCAAAAUGAAUGGAAAUGGACCCAAAAUGGCUGAAAAUUACCCAAAAAUGGGUAAAAACGACCCAAAAAUGGCUAAAAACGGACUGAAAAUGGGUAAAAAUGACCCGAAAAUAGACAAAACCAGAGCAAAAAUGGCUAAAACCAGACCCAAAAUAGCUAAAAAUGGACUGAAAAUGGAUGAAAUGGACCCAAAAUGAAUGGAAAUGGACCCAAAAAUGGCGAGAAAUGACCCAAAAAUGCAUUGAAACAACUCAAAAAUGGCUAAAAUCAGCCCAAAAAUGGCUGGAAAUGGACCCAAAAUGCACCAAAACGGACCCAAAAUGGCUAAAAACGGACCUGAAACAGCUUAAAAUGACCCAAAAAUGGGUAAAAACAGAGCGAAAAUGGCUCAAAAUGGCUCAAAAAUGGCUCAAAAAGGACUGAAAAUGGGUAAAAACGACCCGAAAACGGCUGAAAAUGACCCAAAAUGCAUAGAAAUGGCCCCAAAACGCCUCAAACCCGCCCAAAAUGCCCCAAACUCAAUAAAAAUGUGACUCUUGGAGCGUU
Molecule: messenger RNA, 1844 nt
Organism: Melopsittacus undulatus (budgerigar)
Lineage: Eukaryota; Metazoa; Chordata; Aves; Psittaciformes; Psittaculidae
Gene: PAGR1
Product: PAXIP1 associated glutamate rich protein 1
Exons: 3
Biological process (GO): positive regulation of cell cycle G1/S phase transition; positive regulation of intracellular estrogen receptor signaling pathway
Cellular component (GO): MLL3/4 complex
Molecular function (GO): nuclear estrogen receptor binding
Source: RefSeq, a predicted model, not a curated record